Chlamydomonas reinhardtii is the source of this 3310-nucleotide messenger RNA. RefSeq lists its product as uncharacterized. Lineage: Eukaryota; Viridiplantae; Chlorophyta; Chlorophyceae; Chlamydomonadales; Chlamydomonadaceae. Gene Ontology annotation, cellular component: motile cilium. The transcript is spliced from 13 exons. The record is from RefSeq and is a predicted model, not a curated record. Bases 120 to 2840 code for a protein of 906 amino acids. Gene Ontology annotation, molecular function: protein binding.
GUAUAACUUGAACAAUUAACUGAGUACUUUGAAUGCCAAUACAACACACCAAGUUCCAAAUUCUGGAAGGCCGCGCUUCCGCACAUCAAAUGUCUUAGCAGAAACAUAGUUGAUAUCAAAUGGCUGAAGAACAGACCGCCCUGUCACUUAGCUGGGUCUUCGGGGCCUCGGCGCACGUAAAGCAUGGUGUAGUCAACUUGUCCGAUGGCUACACGGACAAAAUCUGCUAUCUUGCGGCCAACACCGCGGUCAUCUAUGAUAAACGUUUGAGGCGGCAAUUGUUCUUACAGGGCCACACCAGCCCCAUCACAUGCAUCGUGACCACGGAGGACCGCUCGCAUGUGGUCACUGCGGACACGGGGCCGGAGGCGCUGCUGGUGGUGUGGAACGUGCGUACAGGGUUGCCCACGCGCACCGUGCAGCAGCCGCACCGGCACGGCGUGUCCACCAUGGACAUGUCGGCGGACGGCCAGUGGCUGGCCACCGUGAGCGCGGCUGACCCGGAGAGCGGCGAGCAGGAGGUGUCGCUGUGGUCCAUGGCGGCGCUGCUCACGCCGCCGGAGGCCGCGCCGCCCGGGCAGGGCCCGCUGCGGCCACUCGUCACCACCCUGGUGCCCGCCGGCGACGUGCAGCACAGCAUCCGCUUCUCGCCUAACAACCCCGCGGAGCUCAUCUCCAACGGCCGCCGCCGUGUGUACUUCUGGAGCUGGGCGCCGGGGUCGCCGCGCUUCCAGUACUACUCGCCGCCGCUGCGCUCGCGCGACUUCAAGCAGUCGGUGGGCGACUUUGUGAGCUCUGUUUUCGUGCCGGGCACCACACAGGCGCUGACCGCCACCACGGAUGGCGACCUGGUGGUGUGGGACGAGCAGGGCAUCGCGGCGCAGGUGGGCACCAGCGCGACCGACCGCCGCGCCAUCAAGCUGAUGCGCAUCCACAACUGCCCCAUCACGCUGCUGGCCACGGUGGGCGACUUCAUCGUGUCGGGCGGCGAGGACGGCUACGUGCGCUUCUUCGACCCGCUGCUGCGCAUUGUGGCGUGGUUCGAGGACCUGGCGGCGGGCCCGGUGACGUCGGUGGCAUUCUCCGCGGUGCUUCCCGACCGGCUGGCCCACGCGGACGCAGCUGACACGCUGAACCGCUUCAUGGUGCCGGACUUUGUGGUGGCCACACGCAACAGCCGCAUCGUGUCCGUGCAAAGCGCCUCCUUCGAGGAGUACGACGCGGACCGGCGGCGCGGCAGCAGCGUGCUGGACAGCCUGCUGGCGGACGUUGUGGACCUGGCGGCGCACCCCACACGAGCCGAGUUUGCGGUGCUGGGCCGCGACGGCGGGCUGCAGCGCUGGGACUCCAUCGCGCACUGCCUGCUGGGCGGCCGAGCCUUCGAGCGCCAGGUGGGAGCCUGCCUCACCUACAGCCGCGACGGCAGCCUGCUGGUGGUGGGCUUCGGCAGCGGGCACCUGCACAUCCUGAACGCGGACGACUGCAGCGACCUGUACGUGAUGCGCAACACGGCGGCGGGGCUGGUGCGGGUGGCGGUGUCCAACACCGGCAAGCACAUCGCGGCGGCAGACGAGAACCACCAGCUGCUGCUGUACGCCUACCUGCCCUACAAGCACACCAUGCGGUGGGAGUACGUGGGCCGCUGCAGGUCGCACCACGGCCCCAUCGCCUCGGUGGUGUUUGGCGAGUCGCCCAGCGGGCAGACGCGGCUGCUGUCAGUGGGCGGCGACGGGCGAGUGGUGGAGUACGACCUGGCGGCCUCGUCCGUGGCGGCGGGCGUGCAGGUGGCAUCCUUCUACGACUUCCCACCGGGGGGCGGCGCGCCCACCUCACUGUCCUUCGCGCCGCCCCUGGCCUACUUCCAGGCCUUCGCAGCCGACACGCACCUGCUGGUGUCGGACGACAGCUACAAGAUUCGUGUGUUCAAUCCCGACUGCCCGGCUGUGGAGGCCACCUUCCUGGGCCCCACGUUCGGCGGCCCCAUCUCGCAGCUGGUUAUGUUCAAGAGCCCCUCCGCCGCCUCCGACGGCGCCUUCCUGGCCUACCGCACCAGCGAGCGGGUGGUGGGGCUCAUCGCCUGGCCGCUGGACGGCGACCCGGCGCGCACCAUGGGCCUCAUCGCGCACCCGGGCGAGGUGCGCUCCAUCGCCAUCAGCUACGACGGCCGCAAGCUGCUCACAGCGGGCGCUGACGGCACAGUGGCCAGCUGGGACAUCAACACGGCGCCGCUGGAGCGGUCCGCCACGGCGGCGGAGGGCGCAGGCGGCGAGGCGCGCUGGGCGGCGGUGCUGGGCGACCCGGACUUGCUUCGGGAGAUGCGUGACUACUUCGUGUACGCCCAGAUCAAGACGCAGGGGGAGGACGCAUUGGAGCCGCGCGACGUGCCGGGCACGGUGCCGGUGGACCUGGUUCCAGACCUGAUGCGCUCCGCCGGCUUCUACCCCUCCGAAUCCGACAUCGACAACCUGCUGCACCACGUGCAGUACAUGGCACACAGCCGCAACAUGGAGUCCCUGGAAGUGGUGACCUUGGCCGACCUGCUGUGCCUGUACAUCAACCACCGCCCGCUGUUCAACGUUACGCACGCCGACAUCGUGGCGGCGUUCCGGGAGCUGGGCGGCCGCGGCGACCCAGCCAAGCUGUCGCGCGAGCAGCUGCUGAGCCUGCUGCAAAGCACUGGCGAGCCGAUGAGCGGCGAGGAGCUGACGGCGGCGCUGGCGGCACUGACGGGCGCGCACACGCCGGAGAAGUCCAUGCCCGUCUCCGUGGCGGCCGAGCAGUUCAGCGCCGAUGUGCUGGGCUUCGACACGACGGAGGCGGGCGCGGAGGCGGCCACGUAGUGGUAAUGGCGGCGACGGCAGCUGGUGGGCGGUAAUGUGGAGUCCUGCAGUCGGAGUAGGUGGUGUGGUGUGGUGUGGUGUGGUGAGGUAUGGUGCGGGUGUGGGAGCUGAGCCGAACGCCAGUUGCGGCGUCAUCCAGGCGGUGUGAGGACACUGGACUGAGUGCUGAUGUUGAACAGGAGGGCUGACGCCCUGAGACGCGAACAGCAGGUCGCGGCGAGCAGCAGGACGAGCUGGAUCCAGUGCCAAAUUGGGCGCGCAUGCUGCGUUAUUUGUCCUUGCGUAAAGGUCAGACGUACAAAUGUCCUCGGAGUCCUUAUUUGUGCAACUGUUUACCACCCAUUGGGACGACGUAUGGAACCGCCCUGUCGAGUGCCAGCCUUAGGAUGCGUGCAGCCUGGCUUGCUGUCUUUGCCGCGCUAGCACCUUUUCAACAAUCUCUUGCUUUGCUCGAUCUCUUAAUCGCACAG